AUGGCAGAUGUACCCGUUAUAGACUUCCAAGUAUAUGGACUCGAUGGAGCUACAGACAUUGUACCAACAGAUGGAGAUCUUAAAAAGGUUGCAGUGGAAAUGUACGAUGCACUAACAAAUGUGGGGUGUUUGUACAUUAAGAAUCACGGAAUAGCAUCUGACCUGAUGAAGAGACUUGAGGCAUCAGCCCUUCAAUUCUUUAGUUUGCCUUUAGAAGAAAAGUUGAAGGUCAAAGGAAAUGCGAUUAGCCAAGGAUACGUCCCUAUAGGUGUAGAAAGAGGGAGUUCAACUGAACCUGAUGUUAAAGAGUGCUACAUGUAUUUCCCUGCAAAUCUAGCACCAUGGCCGGAGAUCAAAUACUUUAAAGAAAGUUUCAUCGAAGUGUUCCAAAACUUCACAAUUCUGCAACACAGAAUUUUAGAAGUUUUGGCACUUUCGCUGAAUCUGGAAAGGGAGUUCUUCAAGAAGCACCAUCGUACAUUAGAUAAGAAAAGUGCGACUUGUAUACGUGCAGCAUUUUACCCAAAGAUGCCAGAUGACUUUAAGAAAACCAAUGGUCAAGUUAGAUGUGCAGAACAUAUAGAUUAUGGAGCUCUGACCUUUAUCCACCAAGAUAAUGUGGGAGGUCUACAGGUUAAGACUAAAUCUUGCAAGUGGAUUGAUUUGAAGUCAAAAGAUGGCGCUCUAGUAGUGCUCCUUGGAGAUCUAAUGCAAAGAUGGACGUCAGAUAAAUUUUAUGCUCCCCCGCACAGAGUUUUGAAGUUACCAGAUGAAACCGACGGUUUCAUUGGCGCAAAUAGGUCGAGGUUAAGUCUGAUCUAUUUUGGAAGUCCAGACGCUGAUACAUUGGUACAAGGGAUUGAAGGAUCAAAAUAUGAGCCUAUUAUUGCAUCCCAUCACUAUGAACGGAGGACUGAACGGGCCAGUAGAGAAGGUUAUAAAGGGACGUAUCAAGAGCUGCUGAAAACACAAUAAUGCAAAAACAUACAGAACACUUCCUCAACACUACACAACCUUUUCGUUACUUUAACUGGUUUUAUAGUCUAUAAGUAUUUUAGAUGAUAUCACAUUAUGAUAGAGAUAAGAUGACACGAUUAAUUGAGUAAAGUGGAUAUAAUGAGAAAACAUGUUUAACAUGUGUA
Molecule: messenger RNA, 1142 nt
Organism: Owenia fusiformis
Lineage: Eukaryota; Metazoa; Annelida; Polychaeta; Sabellida; Oweniidae
Source: the annotation of a GenBank genome assembly